CGUAGAGUCCUCGGCAGGUUCAAAAUUGCAAUCAAAAAUACUUUUUAGAUUAGAGCGUCUAUUCGCGCGGCAAAGGAACAGAAUACAUACAUGAGCUUCGGUAAGUGAGCCGUUUUUAUAGUAAUAGCUGAUGUGUGCGAGGACACCUAACGCUGAUCUUUCUUUGAAUUUUGAAUACGCUCAGCGAGCGAUUUUGGAGUGAAAUGCUUUCUCUUUUAAAAUUCGUAAUGCUACUAAUGAAGGUAUUCAUGGCUGAUGUCCUAUAUGAUGAAGACUUCAAACUCGCGCGAAAGUGGAUUGCUUAGUAAUCGUGAAAAAUUGAGAUUUCAAGGAUUAUUUCAGUUUAUGAAUUAACUUUUUUCUACUUCUUACUAUAAUGUGCUAGUAAUAAAACUUAGGCCCUCUUGUCAGUUGCGCAAUGAGACGUUGUUACCACCACCCCACCCCCAGGUGCAGGAGUUCGUGCAUAUAUAUAUAUAUCUAUAAAAGUAAGACUGGAAAGUGAAUUACGCAUCACAGACUUGGUUUUAAGACACAAACCUACAUUUUGAACACGUAUUGGACUUUUUUAUAAUUUUUUUUUAACUGAGUUGAGUGAAGGAACUAAGGGAAAUGCUUGCUAUUCAUAAUUUGAAUUUUUUUAAAGCUUGAUGAUCCUUUCUUCCAGAAAAUUAACGCAUUCGAAAUGUGGAAUAUAUGCACACAGCAUAAGAUGCUCAAGCAAGCAAAGAAUCUGAGGAGAAUUGCAAGGUUGAUAUCAAGAAGUGCACUUGGACCUGGGCCAGCUGGUCUCAAUAAUUUACAGGAUAGACUAUUUCAAGUCUACCCAGAGGUUGCUGAGGCAAUUGUCAGUAAAAGGCCAGUUGUUGCAUUAGAAUCAACUAUUAUAACACAUGGAAUGCCUUAUCCUGAAAAUUUAAGGUAUGUUAAUGCUAACAAAACUCCCUUACUGUGAAGAAAAAAAGGGUUCAUCAAGGAUGGUUGGGAUCAACACCAGUAUCUGAGCGACUGCAGCCUACCUCUCCCCUAACCCAACAAAGGUCACCUGAUAACAAGCUAGAAAUAAAGAUGGGUUAGGGGAGGGGUACUGAGAUAUCCAGUUGCUCAGAUACUGACAUUGAUCUGUUGGUUAAUUAUAACAGCUUCGCCAAUUCUUUAUUCCAAGCAAAUACCAUGCAUGUAAUUCCAUUCACCCUUAUGCGCAAAAGAACUAAAUAUAGAUUCCCCAUACCUGGCUUUUUGUAGCCAUAUCUCAUCAUUUUAGGUCCAAUAAUAUAAUGUUUUAUCAAAAAAUAACCAGUCUAAGAUGAUACUUUUCUUCAAUCUUGUUACCAUUCUGCUUGACAUUGUAAAAAUGUUGCAAGUAGAAAUUACUUAUCGAUCACUUUUGGGAGUUAACUGAGCAAUCGUAAAUUAGUGCUUACCUCUGAGUAGAGAGGGCAUUAUGAAAAUAGCUAGUCAAUUAGCCAGUCAAUGUUAGUGUCACUCUUGGUGGGUUAAUAACGAUCUGAAAGUAAACACAAAUUGUUUUCAAAAUUGAACUUUUUUACAUUCUCUGGUGCAAACUGAUUGUCAAAACACCAUUGGAGCCAUCUGAGGUCAUUCUACAUUUUAGAGUAUUCUAUCAUGAUUCUAGUGGAUAUUCUGUCUCAUAGUCUGUGCUUUAGGAUAUUCUGUCUCUGUGGUUCACUGCCAUUCUGACUUUCUGUCAAAUAGGGUCACCCCUCACUGUAGACUUUUCAUCUUUCCAUGGAAUCUCAAUUAAAAGAAAUUGAUUAUCUUUGAAUUUUUUUUUCUACACAGAAUUGCUAAGGAAGUUGAAAAAAUUGUGAAAAAUAAUGGAGCAAUACCAGCCACUAUAGCAGUUAUUUCUGGCAAAAUCCAUGUAGGUGGGUGUGAUCCUAUAUUUCAUUUUACCUUUUCUUUUCUUGAGGCAUUGUUGGAAAAAAAUUAUGAGAUUAGUAUUCAAAGUCAAUAGGAGCAGAUGAUAAUUCAAGAAUUUUAUGUCAGUGAUUACCAAUGUGAACUCUUGUUUGCCUGAAAAAAACAAGGAAGAGUUAAGAUUCCAUUUGAGGUUGCUGUUUAGUAAACCAUUCAAUUAAUGUUUUACACUAUUUAAUUUCAAACAAAACUUUUUUUAUUAUAUAGUGGCCAGCUGUAGACUUUUUUGACAUAAAAAAUUGAAAAGAAGAAAAAAUUGUCCAUAGGUUUGUCAGAAGCAAACUUGGAGAGGUUAGCUCAGGAUACUGAUGCUGUAAAAACAUCCAGGAGAGAUUUGCCCCAUGUUAUCAGCAAGGUGAUGUAUAUAUUUCAAUUUUUCAUUAUUUUAUUUUCAACUACGGUUCUUAAUAAAUUUUCCACUGAGGAUCUUUCCUGAGAUCUGGGGGUAAUAUCUAUUUUGAAUCUGAGAAUACAUGAAUUAACAAGUCUCUUCUUAGCAGACUAGUAAUCAUUGCUGGUGGCAGUCUGUGUUCUGAGUUAGCAUUAUAAUGAAGUUAGAAGAUAUUACCCUUUACUUAUAAGUAUAAAUGGCUAAAUUACAGUAGCAUUGUGUUAAGAUUACUCUAGUGUUACUUUGCACAUUUCUCCUGCUCUUUUAAAUUUGUUAAUAAUGACUAAAAUUUACUCUGAAGGGCAAAGAAUUUGUUCUCUGAGAGUUUGGAAUGAUUGUAAAAGCAUGUUUCAAUGUUAACAUUGGGGAAGCCUUAAAAUUGCCUCUGAGGAUUGACAGCCUGAAUGCACAUAAAAAACUGUAAUUUCUUGUCAUGCAGGGUCUAACUGGAGGAACCACAGUAUCAAGUACUAUGAUUGCUGCAAAUGCCACAGGUAUCCCAGUCUUUGUUACAGGAGGAAUUGGUGGUGUUCAUAGAGGAGCACAAUCAAGUAAGUUCAAUCACUUAAUUGUUAAUGACAUUUGUUUAGCUUUGACAGCCAAUUAAAAUACAGUCUUGAUUUUUUCUGCCAAUACUGGGAUUGAUUGCUGAAUUUUAUGACUGACAUUGUAAACUUAGAUUUUUUUUUUCCAACGUUACAAAUUCUCUUGUGCUCUUUUGAGUGGGUACAUUCCAGAUUUUAGUCAUUCAGACAUUAUAAAACUCCCUGGUCCUCUGAAAUACAUCAUAAUAAUCAAUAAUACAUUGAUAAGUAAUUUUGAUGUUAAUUCAUCUCCCCUUGAGCAGCAUUUGAUAUCAGUGCUGACCUUACUGAGCUUGGUAAAACCCCAAUGGCAGUUGUUUGUGCUGGAGCUAAAUCUAUUCUGGACAUUGAAUUGACUCUUGAGUAUUUGGUAAGUGCAUCAGAAUUAAGUUAUGUGUAAUAAUGAGCACUGCAGUUAACAAUUAUUGACCCAGGUGGAGAUAAAUAUAUCCAGCAAUUUCACCAAUACUGGUGUGAAAAAUAUAUUUCUUUCUCUAUAUAUCACACAAGAAUCAAAAAAUAGGUUUGUUUCUGUCAAUGUACUUGAAAAUGGUUGCAAAUUAAACUCUUGCCCUACAUUACUGCUUGGAGGUGAAUAGCACAUGCCAAUCACUUCUAAGCUAUCCAAUCAAUACACAUGAAAAGUACUAUUUACCUGUGAAGUAUAUACCUAUUGUAUUUGAGAUUUGACUGCCAUUUAGUUGUUUCAGUGCCCCUUCGAUUACAUGCAGGGUUAGCUCUGAAACUUCAAUUAAUUAUGAUAAUUCAUCUCAUUGCAAGGCCAAUGUCAGUAAUAAGAAAGAAGUGUCAUAAAAGCUCUGCAGAGGUUUACUGAAGGAGAUUGUUACUCUGACUUAAUUCCUUGUUCCAUUCAAUGCACAAACAAAAUGUAAAUUGAAAAUGUAAAAAUACAAUUCUGUUCAAAGUUGGUUAUAGACUUAACUAUCUUGAGGGUCACAGUAUAUUUAACAUAAUUUUGUGCAGUUUUUAUUUUCUUCCAAUCUUUAACAGGGCUAAUUUGUAAAUUGUAUUGAAUGAUAAAUUUUGUAAUCGUUAUGGUAUGUAUAAUUUUUCACUAGGUAGGUAACUAGGUUGAAGCAGUUUGUGUUGAUUUCCUUCCUAUAGAAAAUUUUACUUUAUUUCUAACAAAUUUGUAUUUUGUUAUAGGAAACACAAGGUGUUCUUGUGGCUACAUAUGGAGACUCCUUAGACUUCCCAGCCUUCUUUACCCCAAAAAGUGGAUUUAAGGUAUGAAAUACAGUUGUAUUUGAUCUCCAAACAUUUUCAAAAUUUUUUCUGUAAAUAUUAGAUGUGUGACAGUCAAUAUUAAGUGUUUGAUUUUCAAUUAGCAUUACGUGUAAUGCUUAAGAUGACCACAGUAAUGACAUCAAUAGCAUUUCCUUUGCAAAUUCAGAAAGGUUGUAGUUAUAGGAACUUUCUAGACUUUUGUUAACAGAGUUGACAAGACUUGAAAGAGAAAUUUGCACUGUGAGCAUUUAAAGGAAACUAAAUUGAAAUCGAGAGUGACUAGUGUUGUACUAGUGUUGACUAGUGUUGUACUAGUGUUGACUAGUGUUGUACUAGUGUGGACUAGUGCUGUUGUUUCCAACAAAACUAUUCGGAUCAAUAUCAGUAUCUGGGCAACUGCCCACCUACCCCUCCCCUAACCCAACAUUAACUCUAACUUGUUAUCAAUUGACUGUUUUGAGUUAGGGGAGGGGUAGGUUGGCAGUUGCCCAGAUACUGAUAUUGAUCCAACUAUUCUAGAUAAGAUGAUUGCUUGGAAUGCUAUUGUUUAUUCUGCAUAUUUUGUUUGAUCUUGCUUUUUGCUAACUGUAUUUUUCUUCAUGCUGGUUUUUUACAGUCUGUUUGCAAUAUACAAACCCCAGAAGAGGCAGCUAAGUUAAUUGGUGAGUUUUUUUUGGUCUAAGCAAAGCAGCAAGAGUUUUUUGUGAGAUUCUUUGUUGAGGCUCACAUAAGCUCUUACCAUGGUGACCGAAACUGUCUCAGCUUCUAAGGCUAUAGAGGGUCUUUUAAGAGAGCCUCGAUUGUUUGAGGAUUUCUCAUUCGUUUCUGACUACUCUGCAGAUGCGAAUUUAUCACUAAAAUCUAGCAGUGGAAUAGUUUUAGCUGUCCCAAUCUCCAAAGAGGAAGCCGCAUCUGGGGAAAUCAUCGAGAAAGCUAUCCAAAAGGCUUUGCAGGAAGCCAGGUAUUUAUCAUUAGUAAUGAACAAGGUAAUAAUGAUCCUUCGUGUUAAAUCAAUUUUUGAUUUUGUUCCAUAAGUUAUUGUAUUUCACCAUAUUUUACAUAGUUCUGUGUCUGUUCAUCAUAUUGCUCCUACGGCUCCGUACACGCUUCUAGUUCUCUUAAAAAAUAUCAGUAGCCAUAUGCAAUAGCCACAUGCAGUAUCAGAUGUAGCCCUCCGGCUCGGCGUUUGGCCUCAAAAUAUUUGAAGAUGAAGAAAAAUAAGAAAUUCAAGAAGGGAGACAGAAAGGGAGAGAGCGGCGGUCUUAUGGUAAAUACUUAUUGAUUGAGUUGGUCGGAACGAACGUUUUCGGUUGCACUUGGUCUGUACGUCAGGACCUCGAGCCAAAUAUUUUAAAUUUCUUUCCCGCCCUCCCGUUCGAUUAAGAAGUACUCCCUAUGGAGUACACAAAUAUUAUGAUUUUUAUGUUUUUGUCGUAGUGAUUCUGGUAUUAAAAGUAAAGAAGUGACACCCUUUUUGCUCAAGAGAGUGAAUGAACUUACGAAGGGUCAAUCUCUUCAAGCCAGUAUCCUUUUUCAACUUGCUCUUGUUAUCUACCGUUCAUUUGUUUGAAUUUGCCCAAGAGAACUUUUUCUUCAAAGUUUUUCUUAAAUUAUUACCACGAAGAAAGGUCGAAAAAAUUUACUGUGAAUUUCAAGGAAGAGUUUGUCAGACAUUGUCAGUUAAGCAGCUCAAAAUGAAGGUUAUACGUUUAUUUGCUGCGUCACUGGGCAAGGGAAAUGAAUAGUUCGUGCUUUAUAAUUUAAGAUGAUGUUAAUCUGUGAAUGACACAGGCGUACACGAAAAUAAAAACAAACAAAAUUCCGAGUUGUCCCAGUAGUUAGCAAACCAACGACCCUCCUAUUAGUACUUCGGAUGCUUUACCACUGAGCUGUCGGAGACUCGUGAUGGAAGUUUCAUGGAAGUUUGUCACCAUGGACUUUUUUUCCGAGUUUGCCUGGAUCAUUUACUGAAUAACGUCAUCUUCGUUAGCAACCAUAAGUUGUUAAAGUUAGGCAAGCGUCAUGACUAGUUUAUUGAAGCUAACGUUUUAAGCGUUAGACCCAGCUGGGGUACAGCUUUUAUGUGAAGUCAGCCCUGCUUCUAUGCACUGAUAGCUCGCUGAAUAGUCAACUGCGAGGUGCCGGGAUUGGUUAAUUUAUAAGGUGUAUAUCCUUAACUUUCUCUGUCAGAUAUGGCAUUAGUAAAAAACAAUGCAAAGAUAGGAAGUUUAAUUGCUGUUGAAUUAUGCAGAAUACGAAAAUUAAAAGAGAAGAAAGCUGUGGUAAGCUAUAACAACGUGAUAGCUACACUGUCAUUGAUUCCAUUGGCCCGAGUGUCUGUUUGAUUAAGGAUGCUUUUCACUUACGACGGAGUCAGUGUCAUAAUCAGAAGCGUAGAGCGAUACGAUUUAAUAGAAAUCAGACCAACAGGAUCGGUAGAAAAAUAUCGGUGCUUCUCACGAUUCCGUCGCCUACGAUUCAGUGGAAACUGGAUUGUCGGAGUCAUAAACCUUUGGAUGGCCUGAAAACUGGCAUAACGAUUGGUUGCUUCUUCCGCUUCUGCAUGCGACGCCGACAAUCUUGCUGUCGCUGAGUCAUAAGAGUCAUUGGAGUCUUGAAUGGAAUCGCAAGAAAAUAUAACCGUUCUGAUUCUCCAGGUCCGAUUCUAUGUAGCUCAAUACUUCUCCGAGGACUCCGAUUUUCGAUGUUUGCUGGGUCGGAAACACUCUUGCGACUCCGACUCCGUCUCGAGUGAAAAUCAGCCUUUAUAAUCAUCAACAAUGUCUAGAUACGAUUUGUGCCCAAGCCGUAGCGGCUUUUGUGAUCCAGAACAGAAGAAACACAACAAAAAGGAAUCCUCUUUUUUCCAUAAAUUAUCGACGAACAGAAAUGUAAGAUGAAGGAUUUUGUUUGUUGCUUCACAGGAAUCACAAGGCAAAGUGCCAGGCUUUCCAGAUUCAACCAGAGAUUGGAACCGGCAAAGGAGACCAGUGAGUCGUCAAUAGUAAAUAUGAAUAGUCAAAUUUGGAAGCGAAUAUUGUAGAGCCACAGAAUUCUGUUCACGGCAAACCAGUCAGUGUCAAUUUCUUGUGGAUUACUUUUUAAAGUUUAAUUUAACUGGGCAAUGUGAAGAAGUGUAUAAGUUCAAAGAGGCCUAAGCGGUUUACAGCUAACGGUUAUGUUUUGUCACAAUUGACGAUUAGAUUAAUAAGUUUUGUUCACGCCUCACCCAACGGUUAAUUUUUCAGCCUUUUUGCAACUAACAGUUAAACACCAUUAAGACUCACUAUUUCAGAAGUGACCAGAAUCAACUAAAUUGAAUACUUAAACUAUGAUAAAACUCGAACGAGAAGGCAAAUGGAGAAUGAAUAAGCAUGAUUGAGUGGGAUAGAAGAGAAUUUUGGGGUUAAUUUCAAAACUGACGUCCUGACCUUUUUAGUUUAUCUUUGUAAGUAUGAAAACGCUGUCAUAACACUUAAACUGAAAUGAUCUUGCUUAGUUACUUUGCAUCCAAAAGCUCUGUUUUCUGCUGAGGUGACAAUCUAUUUGGCCUUGUCCGUUCAAAAAAUCACCGGUUGAUAUUUGUAAAAUAAUGCGCAUACACGAAUUUUCAACUCUUCAAGACGAUUUCAUUCGUGAACGUCCCGCUAAAUACAUCAAAACAUCAAAGGAAAACUACGCAUCUGAAAAAGGACGAGGUUUCUUCAACACGCAUCACGUGAUAAUCACGAGAUCUGGUGACGCUACACAUGCGUUACAUUUCGUGACAUACUCUCCUGCAAGCGUUACAUUUCGAGAAAUUCUACAAUACUUUUUCAUUCCCGUUUUUUUUCUUUUCUUGGUCACGUUCUUUUCUAGGUUGUGAUCGGUGGAUCCAAUGUAGAUUUUAUCGCGACGGCAGAAAGCAUUGUGGUAAGUACGGUAAUAAAUUCAAAACAGAUAUCAAUUAGAUAUAAUUGAAUUUACACAGACCGACAGACAAACAAAAAGAUUUUUAAACUCUUUUCACCCUAACAUCGGUAUCCAUAUUCUCCUUACUGUUCUCAAUGAAUUUCCUACGGUUCUGACGAGAAGGAUUUGUUCAGCAAUGAAGAGGUUCUAUAGUUGGUGAUCAUUUCCUUUAUUCUCGUGACCUCAAUGUCUGAUUCAGUGGUGAUAAUGUAACGAGAAAUUAGAUGCUAGUCACUCGUAGGUGUCAUGGGGUUAAGUGUGCCAUCACUUAAGUUUUAAGGGUUUUUGCAGGUGUAUGAAAGAACUGUUUAUGUUUAUGGACUGGAUUUAAAUCGCAUAGUAACAUAUCUUCUUUACACAGCUUGAAGCGUCUAAUCCUGGAAAAGUAAGGAUGAGUUUCGGUGGAGUUGGAAGAAAUAUGGCAGGUAUUCCUUUGUUUUACGUAAUAGUAGCACCAGUCACCUUUGUAGGCGUUUUGUGGCAUGUCACGCAACGCUCCCCUUUAAAAGGAAGUUAGGGGAGGGAUCGUAACGUGACAUCUCAACGUUUUAGAUAAGUUCGGAUGCAUUGAAGUUCUCUUCCACAAUUGAGAAUGACAAGUAAACAGAAGCCUGCUCUUUAAAGAAUUCAGUUUAAAACUGCUAUACACACCUGCCUCGAUACAAAAUCUAAUUUUUAAUUCUCUCUUCCAGCUUUUUACACAAAUCCUGGCUAAAAAGUUAAGCGAAUUUGAUGUUAGAUCAAGAUAGCAUUUUUUUCCUUGAUAAGAUUGUGUAUUCUCAUUCGCCCUUUGCUGGAUAGUGUAUGUAUAUUAGAGGGAAGAAGUUUCAUGUUAAUCACUUCUGGGAGUUAAAGAGUUAAUGAGUUCGUUAAUUCCGCUCUUCGUAACUCUGCCUUACUCACCCCGGUGUUAUGUUGAUUGAGGCCUAUUUUGCACGUUUUAGAUUAACGUUUAGCGUGCAAUGUAUUUGUAAUCGUCCAAGAUAUAACAGUGUAAAGGUUGGUUGCCUUUUAAUCUUAAGAUUGAAUUCAAACAUUAAAAAUCCUACUGUGAUGGUUUUUGUUUGUUUGUUUGUUUUUUUCUGCAUCAAAGCUGCAGUUAAAACGGUGAAAUAUAGUUUGCUCUUCAAUUCAACAGAAUGCCUGGCUCGUCUUGGCAUGAGGCCGUUGUUCGUGUCAUCCAUAGGAAGCGAUCCUCUGGGAGCUAUGCUGCUAAAACACUGUGAAGAAGCUAGAAUGGUACAUCUCUUUUGGGUCAUGAAAGCAAGAGUUUUCUUUGUUCCAGGCUCGUGACAAGACGGCUCCCUUAAAAUAUUGGAUUUAUUCGUAGAACAGAUCGACGUGGGAAUGAAGUUUCUAUAGCAAUAAGACUACAUCUGAACACUGGGACAGUAGCAAAGAAAUUAUUAGAAAUUGCUUUUCCCCAUUCCCUCUUCCCACCGUCCACUUUAAUUCUACAUCAAACAUACCUGGUUGACUAAACCAUCGUGAGCUUGUGACGUUAGCUUGAGACAAUGUUGUGCUGACUGUGCUAUACUUAGAAAAAUUAGGUCAUACCAAUUAACAACCCUUCCCCUCAAGUUACGUGCAUGCUAUUACUUCCCUGUAAGCAAUUUAUUGUUUUUAAAUUGUUCUUUGGUUCUUAGGUUACACGUGGCAUAUACACCUCUAAGGUGAAUCACACUGGUACGUACUCGGCGAUACUGAGUCAAAAUGACGACUUUCACGCGGCAGUUGGUGACAUGGACAUUCAUAAAGUUAUCAGUCCUGAUCAUGUAAGAUACUGUUGGUUGAACUAUAGUGAGGACUAUAGAUUUCUUCAUUAGUUCCAUUACGUCUGCCCCUCAGAUGUGACUAGUUAUUUUACCCACAACCGUAGACUUAUGCAAGGGCAGAACCAGGAAUAUUUGAUAGGGAAGAGGAGUCCAAACAAUUUUUUUUCUAAUGCUUUAACCUUAGUAGGCUACUAAUUUUUCAAAAUAAGUAAAUAAUGAAUACUUGAUAUUUAGUAGUAACGUAGAAACGUAGUAAGGGUUCGCCAAUGUGAAGUUGUGGGACACCCCUGCUAAGAACUUAAAGAUAAAGGGUUCUUUUUGCCUUUAAAUAAUUUUAUCCUCCCCCCCCCUUUCCCCCGGCACACCCCCCCCCCCAUGUUGAUUUCAACUUUUUUUAUUAUUACUUUUGCUGAAGGGCGGAAUGGGUUUAUCAUAUUUUUUCAACACCGAAAUCAAGAUAUUUAGAGGUAUGAAGAAUGAACCUUUUGAGCGUGUCUUUCGAAGGUUUCCCCAUGGAGGUAUGGCCCCGAUUGUACGUCAACUACUCAGUCCUAUGUGGGCAGGUUAAGUUACUCCUCAGAUAAGCAAGUAAUUUCAGCAUGUUCUUAAACGCUUUCUUUAUUUUUUGAACAUAUUUGUUAGAUUGCAGCCUUCGAGGAACCCAUUAAACAUGCACCUUUGGUAAUGCUGGAUGGCAAUAUUACUGAAGAAGCUAUCGAUCAUGCGUGUUACUUCUGUGCAGCUAACCACAUACCAGGUACCACAUUGCUAAGGCUGAGUAUAGAGUACGAUUUAAUGAAUUCGAUUUACCAAUAAACGUGGCGGUCAUGAAUUAAUAGUCGACAUGUGCUGUAGAUGGAGGGUGAAGAUUUAAUGUAAGAUCUUAGAUUGACGGUGAGUUAGUAACUAACCAGGUGACGACAUUACUAAAAAAAGCUGUUGGUCAGGCGCGUCACCCCUGUGCAGCUAACCACAUACCAGGUACCACAAUGCUAAUGCUGAGUGUAGAGAUUGGUUUAAUGACUUUGGUCUUCUACUAUAUUGUGACGGUCAUGAAAGAAUAAACGACAUGUACUGUAGAUAUAAGGUGAAGAUGUAGUGUGGGAUCUUAGAUUGACGGUAAGCUAAUCUCAGUUAUUUGUAGUUAGCUGUUUUUUGAAAGUGCAUGUACAGUGGAUGUCAUGGAUAUUUCAAGGAUAGCAGAUAACGGACUAAUUCCUUCCCUGUCAUUUCCCCGAAAACCCUCCUGAUACAGAACUUGUAAAACCGCUUCUUUAUUAAUUGCGUUGUUAUUUAGUGUGGUUUGAACCAACGUGCAUCAUGAAAGCCGAGAAACCCUUUCGUAGUGACGCGUGGCACAACAUAACAUACAUAUCACCUAAUCUAAAAGAGCUUCGAACCAUGAGCUCUGCCAUAAUGAACGACGAACUACAGAAAUCAAAUCUUCCACCACACAUCACAAAGGAUGAUAAAGAGAAAGAUCGACCACUAGAAGAUAUUAUAACCGAGUGUUUGCACCUUUGCAAGCCACUUUUAAAGCAUAUUCAUUGCAUCAUCGUGACACUUGGCAAGCAUGGUGCCUUAAUCUGUAGAGACACUUCCGCUGACACUCCAUUUCCAACGGCUCACCACAUGAGUCGGGUAUCUGCGGCGCGGCAACACAGUUUGGUGUCAGCGCAGUAUUUUCCCGCCGUAGGCCCAGGAAGUCAUGUGCCAGGGGGAAACGUCACUGGUGCAGGUGACAGGUGAGAUUGGAUGAUUGAUCUUGGGGGGAAAUAGAAUUUAUAGACAGAGCACAGUGCGAAGGAGAGCCGCCUUCCCCUGUAUUUCAUAUUAUUUAGCAACUUUAUUUCGUUCAUGGUCAUUCCCUUGAAAUGAGAAACUGCUGAGAUUUAGUUGAAAAAUAGAAUUCUGAGAUAAAAGCAAAGAUGCUUGUAGCCUGCGAGUAGCCGUACCCACCCCUCUCAAGGUGAAAUGGAAGGUAUCCGUUUCACCUUGGGAUGGAUGGUACGGCUACUCGUAGGCUAGGAUGCCUGUUGUAAUCUCGUAGAGGUAGCAUCACCUAAAAGAAAACGUUGCCAUUUUUUUCUGGGUGUGCGUGCUUAUCUCAUGCGGAUGCACAUCGUAUUACUAAGAAAGGCACACAAACAGCACGUGAAAUUUAAAAACAUGGAAUUUAUGGAUACGGUCGUGGGCCAUUUUACGACCUAGGUAUUUGGUGCCCAAGAAAAAUGCCGUUGAAUAAAGACUCAUUGAAUAUGUCCACUGACCAGUCGAUGUUGUUUUUAUGUUUCAGUUUUGCAGCAGCAAUGGCUUCGUGUAUUAUUCAAGGACACUCUCCGGUCAUCUGUGUAAAGGCUGGUAUAUUAGCAGCCCAAUAUUCUCUGCAAUCGCAAGAUGCCAUUUCUCCGGCUGUUUUCCCAGAGAACUUUACCCCUGAAAAUGUUGAAUCCUGUAUACCAUGGGACGCGAAUGAUAUAAAUAUGGACAUUUUUUAGCAUUCACUUAAUUGGUGAACAUUUCGGGGUUAGCACGUUACUGGAAUACGUCCUGAACGUUUCUUGUGUGCAUCCGUGCGUGCGCGAAAUUGAUUGAUGUCUCGUAAAACUAGUUUGACUGGUUGGUCUUAGGACAGUGGUCCUGUUCUGAAUGACUACUUAAUUGGCUUCAGAGCUUGGAUUAUUUUAAAAUAGUUGUUGUCAGUAAAUCACUUUCUUGACUUGUGUGUUUUGCGUGACGUGCGAGAUUUGCGUGACGCUGAUACUGAAUGACGUGAAGUGGUGUUACAUUUUAUCACAGACGUCAGUGAUCUUCCCUUGCACUGUAAUGAAAUGCCAGUGAAAUUCGCUCAACGACAGACGUGGACUAACGGAAACUCUCAGAGAUAUGGAAGUACCACAUAAUUUGAAUGUGGGGAAAAUAAUGCAAGAAACCAUUUUCAAGGAAGUUAUGAAGUGUUUCUUACGCGAAUCGUAAUCUAAAGUUUUGAAACAUCUUAUCACCUCUUCAUCACCUAAAUGGAGAUUAAGCUAGGAUUUUACUUAAAGUAAGGUGCGAGUCUUGUUUACAGUCAGAUUGUUUGAUGGUCAGAUCUUUUCCAAUAGAUCGUCAGACACUAUAGUUAGAUCUUCAUUGGAUCAUUUCUAUACAUCAAUUACUUUCAGCGCUAUAAGUUUGUGCCAUCAUUCCCGUUACCUUGUAAUACUAAAAAGUGUUUGCUUUUACCCUAAUGAUUCGAUUAAUUCCCCUUGUUCCAACAAGCGCCCUCCUCGAAUUGGUCUUUGUGAAUGAGCGCCCCUACACCACUAAGCGCCCCUAUUGAGUCAUUCAUGGUAAUAUACCUUGGAAUCGUCGAAGCAAACAGUUUAAGUAGACAAUUAACCUUGCAAUCCUCAGCGACCACACAUCAGCUUCAUUAGCAGGUGGGUGCAAAGGAAGAAAAUUCUAAUUACAGUUCGGAGUUAAGAACCUCUCUUAGCAUUCAUUGCGCAAAGAUGAGUUUACCAAAUGUAGUGUCGUCGUGUCAAAAAAGCCAAUUGUUCUUUCUCCCCUCUGUGCCGCUGUCACUGGAGUCUGGGCUUUUGCUAUUUUUAGUUUCCUAUACAUUUUCGCGUUCCUAAUGCAUUUUUA
Molecule: messenger RNA, 13520 nt
Organism: Pocillopora meandrina
Lineage: Eukaryota; Metazoa; Cnidaria; Anthozoa; Scleractinia; Pocilloporidae
Source: the annotation of a GenBank genome assembly